CUACACAGACUAAAACAUAAGUUUAAACAUGCUUUUUUUUCAAAGCAUACUUUGCCCUCUUCUUUCCGCCUUGGACUGCUCCUCACCUUGUUGAAAUAUAGCAAGUCAGAAUUGACUCCUCCCUUGUCCAAGACCGUUGUUGAUUUGAAGUUGUCUAGAUUUACAAAAGGAAAGCGCUUAAUCUAAUGAAUCAAAGGGGUUACCCCAUUUGCUUCCAACGGUUAGUCUCUGCUCGCUAUAUAUAUUCAUAGGAGGUUGUUGAUUGAGGGUAAGUUUGUGGGAAAGAAGCUUUGUGGUAUAGGACUAAGCUUUACAAAAGGAGUGACAAGUAUAGAGGUAGAGGAUCUAUCUUGUUGUGGCUGAAACAAAUCAGGUUGUGAUCUGGGUUGUUCACUGUUUCCCAUCUUGUUCUUUUUCAUUCGUAGUAUAGAUUGUAAUUGUGUUAAUCGAGUAAAAAAAUCAACAAAGGGUCUCCAGACUGUAUUCUGGGACGUGGAAGUACACUAUUGCACUUGGGCGAACCACGUUAAAAAGGUCUUGUAUUUGCUGCUUUUUGCACUUUUAUUUCUGCUCUAUUUCUGCUCUGUUUUUCCUUCUCUGUCGAUCUACUACUGGAUUGGAAAUUCUUCUGCUUUAAGCUAAGAAGUGAGACUGGACUAAAAGCCCUGUCUAAUUCUUUUGCCUUCAGUCUCAACCAAGGUUCAAUAAGGCGCUAGGCGUAAUGCGAGCGUUGACGCUUUGCCUAGCGCCUAACUCGGUUAGGCGUUGAAUAAGCAUGCUUAGGCGUUGGAAGAAAAAUAGUUAUUCGCACUACAUGAUUAAUGAAAUAAUAAUCUUCAACACUUUCUCACUUUAGUUAAAAUUAUUAAUAACUUUCUCAAUACUUAAUGACAAGAACAUAGCUCACGAAUUCAUAGAAUCAUAGCUCAAUAGUUGACAAAAGUUCUUGAGCUAUUAAAAAUAUUGAUAUAGAAAAUUGAUUUCAUAAUUGACGUUAAUUUUCUCCUUUAUUAUUGACUUCCUACUUUCAUCUACCAAUAUUCAGGACAGAUUUAUAUGUCGAUUUACUCCAUUGACGUGUUUCAGUAUUUAAUUAGCUAGGCACGAAACCGCUAAACAAAACGUUUUGCUAUUACCUUACGACCAGACGUGCCGAAGCGUAUGCCUUUUUAACCAUCGACUCUCAGCAGAUCGUUGGCAUUUUAUUUGCUUGGGUCUGUUUAAUUCUUAGGCCCACUCUCUUUGCUCCUUGGCUGACUGAUAUAGCGAACAGAAGAAAGCCUUUUAGCUUUUCUCUUCUCGAUUCAAUUUGCUGUAUCAUCAAUUCAUCAGUCUUCCCUUUUCACACCUCUGUUAUUUUCGUUGUUUAUUGUUCUGGGAAACAGUAGCCCACUACUGUCCACGUGUGUUCAUUGCAUGUCCUCCAGAACUUGAGUCAUUAUCAACAUCUGUCCUCUUCCCCUUUUCUUUUGUGGUAUGGUAACAUCUCUUUCUCUCCCGUCAAACCCGUUCACUUAACUUAACCUCUUCCAAAUUCCAUCCAACCCAUCUCUCUCUCUCUAGCAGUCACAUAGUUAAGCCAUGGCUAGCAGCGCCGGCAGCUACCCGAGGCCCAACUACACCCCAUCUCCCGCAGCCUUCCUCCACAGAGUACAGGGCUGGAUCCGCCGCUUCGCUCUGCCCACCAACGCCGCCCCGUCGUCGCAGCUCCUCGGCCUCCUCACCCUCCUCAUCACCGGCUCCAUCCUCCUCUUGCUCACUGGCGUCACCGUCACGGUCGCCUUCCUCACCCUCAUCUUCCUCGCCCCGCUCCUCAUCGUCACCAGCCCGCUGUGGGUCCCGCUCGCGGCGUUCGCCUUCGUCCUCACCGCGGGGUUCGUCGCGCUGGUCGCAACGGCGGGCGGGCUGGCGUGGGGGUACAGGUACUACAGGGGCAUGCACCCGGUCGGGUCGGACCGGGUGGAUUAUGCUCGGAGCCGGAUAUAUGAUACGGCGGCACAUGUCAAGGAUUAUGCGAGGGAGUACGGCGGGUACUUGCAGAGCAGGGUGAAGGAUGCUGCUCCUGGUGCUUGAUUGAACGGACUGUGCGAUUCGGGGGGUUUUGGAUUUUGAUUUGUGAUUUUAGGGGCCGGUUCGACCGACGUUGGCGGGUUGGUUGCUAGAAUGGUGUCGGGUCGGGUCACUUGGUUUUUCACUAACCUUUUUAUUUUAUUUUAUCAAUGUUGCAGUUGUCCUGGUAAAUUUGUGGAGAGUUUUUGUAUCCCUUCCAUGAUCUGUUUUCAUUUCUCUUAUUUUUCUUUUCUAUAAGAAAAGUUUGUGCUUUACUCUGUUGCUUUCUAAGCAUUGGGUCGGAGGUCGGACUGACAUUGUUGGUCAUGUGAUCCGAUCUGAUCUGAUCCAUAAGAUAAUGUAGUCGAAAGCCGAUUUAGAUGCAUAGGUUUGACUUUUGAGUGAGCUUAUGCAUCAAAACUAGGGAUGCAUAGGUUUGAGUGAGCUUAGGCUCGCUGUUCGCGAGCGGUUCGGUGUUCGACUUGAGGAAAGUUCGUUCGAAAUUCGGCUCGUUAAUAAAUGAGCCGAACAUAAGCUAAACUUUCUUCAACUCGUGAAGCUCGCGAGCUAGCUCGACUUGGUGGCUUGUUGAGCUAAACUUGUGAGUUGGCUCGUUUAGAGCUCAUGAUAUGUCUCAACAUGUGGUUAGAGAGCCAACUCGAUUAUCGACUUAUGGAUUAUCGACUUAUGGACGAAUCAAUUUAUAUCUUAUGUUUUUAAUUCAUAUGGUUGUUAAAUUAUAUAUUUCAUCAUAUAUAAAGUUUAAAACGUUGAGUAUGUGAGCAAAUAUAUCUUAGUUUUUACUUUAAAAAAAUAUGCAUCAUAAAUUGCUUCGUUACUAUGAAAUAACAUGAUUUGGAGUAGUUAAAAUUUAUGGGUUAAUUACAUGGUUGGUCACUGAGAUUAUAAAAAAGAUUACAAAAAUAUUUAAAUUCAUUGGUAGUACUUCAGUUUACUGAAACCGUUCACGUUUGGUUACUCUCCAUCAAUUUUUGUUGAUAUGGCAGUCAACUCUCAAAGUUGACCGUUAAUUUAAUGACGUGGCAAUUAAGAAAUUAUUAAAAAUAAAAAAUAUAAAUUUUU
Molecule: messenger RNA, 3132 nt
Organism: Linum trigynum
Lineage: Eukaryota; Viridiplantae; Streptophyta; Magnoliopsida; Malpighiales; Linaceae
Source: the annotation of a GenBank genome assembly